UGAAGCCGGUGCAGACUGGCUCCCAGGCAGGGGACCAUGAGGACCUUGUUGCUGUUCCUGCUGUGGUGGAAGCUUUCAUUUGGGAACUGGCGCUGGUGUGAACGAACAGUGCAGGUGCGUGAGGAGGAGGUGUUGGCCCCCAGGCUGGAGCAGCAGGUGCCAUGCGCCCGACUGUACCAGUUCAACCUGGAGGGCUGGCGGAUCGACGUGGAGAGAAUGCGGCACGUCCACGGGGGAGACGACGGCAUUGCGCAGUACUACCUGCACAAUGCACCCAAUGCCAUGUGCUACAUACACAAACCCCCGGAGAUGCAAUCCACGGUGCACAAUCGGACAGUGCGAGAGUGCUGUGAGGGAUGGAGUGGGCCGCGCUGCACUGAAGGUGCUGGGGUGAGGGGUCACUGCUACUCCACAUGGAACUGUCAGGAUUUCCUGGGCGUCCACAACACUUCCCUUAUGCCAAUGGAGGAGUGCUGCAGCAGUGGGUGGGGUCACAGCUGGAGGAACGGCUCGGACCAGUCCUGCUUCUCCUGCUCCUACACCUUCAUCACAGAGCCGCGUUCCUCCUCCUCAUUCCUCCUGAAGCCGCACCUGUCCGCUGGGCUGAUCGGGGCCGUGCGAGACUCCAGAGUCUUCUCCACCUGCCUCACCUGGAGCGGCACGCGCUUCCGCAGUUUUGAUGGGCGACACUUCCCCUUCGAGGGCAGCUGCACCUACAACCUGGCCUCCGCGCUGGACGGCACCUGGGCGAUAUACAUCUCCUCCCCUGUCUGCGGAGCCACGGGGGUCUGCAGCAAGGCUCUGAAGAUGAUGUUUGGUCUGGAGCUGGUGACUGUGCAAGGCAGAAACGUCUCCAUUAAUGGAGCGCUCAUCACAGAAGGGCAGCCACUCUUCCAGAACGGUAUCAGUAUUCGCUGGCUGGGAGAUUUCAUCUUCAUCGAGAGCGGCUUGGGAGUUCGAGUAAAGUAUAAUGGAGACAAUAUCAUCUACGUCACUGUGACCGCAGAGCUGAAGGGCACCACAAGGGGGCUCUGUGGAGUUUACAACGAUAACCCCAAUGAUGAUUUCACUACGAUGGGCGGGGCUGUCUCUCAGUUUGCUGCAAGUUUUGGAAAUUCCUGGCGAGUUCCUGACCUACAAACCGAGAGCUGCAAUGACGCUGCCGAGCUGGGACACAGUUGUGACAUCACCAAUGACCCUGCCCUAAGGGUCAGAGCUGAGUCCUUGUGUAAGAGACUGCUGGCGAGUCCGUUCAGUCAGUGUCACUCCAAGGUGGACCCGGCGGGAUACCUGGACACCUGUCAGUACCUGUACUGCAGCCAGGGGGGUGGCGACGGAGAGAGCGCCACCUGUGACACCUUUGCCAGCUACGCCCGCGAGUGCAUCCAGCAGCACGUCAUCAUCGACUGGAGGAAGAACGGCUUCUGUGAGCGACGCUGUGGCCAGGGGCAGGUAUACUCAGACUGCGUCUCCGCCUGCCCCCCGAGCUGCACUGGUGUGCGGACUCCCGAGGCGGGACACUGCCGGGACGAGUGUGUGAGUGGCUGUGAGUGUCCCCCGGGAUCCUACCUGGAAGAGGGGGCCUGCAUCAGCGAGGAGGACUGUCCCUGCUAUCACCGUCGGAGCAAAUACAACCCUGGAGAAACCAUCCGCCAGAAAUGCAAUCAGUGUGUGUGCCAGGGUGGUCGCUGGCUGUGCUCACAGGAGAAGUGUUCAGCCCAGUGCAGCGUGAUCGGGGAUGCGCACUACAUCACCUUUGAUCGCAAGCGCUACUCCUUCCACGGCAUUUGUGACUACACACUCGUCGAGGAUUUUGUUGACCACAAACUAUUGAUAACCAUGGAAAAUGCUGAGUGUGGGAGCAGAGGAGCUGUGAGCUGCUUGAAAGGCAUCUCCAUAACAGUUUAUAAGACUACAGUGAGACUGCGAACUACAGGUGACGUGACAGUGAAUGGCCAGGCGGUGGCUCUGCCGUUUGUGAGUGUAGACCUGGCGGUGAGACGCGCCUCCUCUUCCUUCCUCCUCGUACAGCUGUUUGGAGCACACGUUCUCUGGGGGCUCGAGUUCCCCGCUGCCUACAUCACCCUGCAACCCGGCUACGCCAACAAGGUUCGAGGACUGUGCGGCACGUACAACUGGAACCAGCACGAUGACUUCACCACACCAGAGGGUGACGUUGAACCCAGCACCGCCGCAUUCACCAACAAAUUCAGGACUUCUCUGGACUGCCCCCCCAUCAGCGGCUUGACCUUCGACCCCUGUGGGACCUACGCUCAGCGAAGGCAGUUUGCAGAGGACAUGUGUGCCGUGAUUCACAGCUCUGUGUUUGAGCCAUGCCAUGACUUGGUGGAGCGCGAGCCCUACUACAGGCUAUGUCUGUACGACGUGUGCGGCUGUGCCCCAAGUAAACAGUGUCUGUGUAGCGCCGUCGCUGCCUACGCCAGACAGUGCGCACAGGAGGGGGCUGCUGUCAGCUGGAGGAACAGAACCUUCUGCUCGGUGCAGUGCAGUGGGGGUCAGGUGUUCAGCGAGUGCUCUCGCCCCUGUGAGAGCUCCUGUGCGGACGUGCGGCAGCUCAGCGGGUGUGAGGCGGUGGAGGGCUGCGUGUCCGGCUGUAACUGUCCCGAGGGGCUGGCCCAGGACAGCAGUGGGCAGUGUGUACCGGUCAGCAUGUGUCCUUGUGUCCAGGGGGGCACCAUCUAUCAGCCAGGCAGUACCAUACAGAACAACUGCAAUACCUGUGUGUGUGUGAACGGGCUGUGGAACUGCUCAGAGGACAGCUGUCCAGAUGUCUCGUACUGCCCCGGGAACCUGGUCUACUCAUUCCACUCCUGCUUGAAGACUUGCGACAGCCUGGAGUCCCAGAAUAACUGCUCCGAGGCCUUUGAUGGCUGUGUGUGCCCCGAGGGGACCGUGCUGCUGGGUGACAUGUGUGUCCCACCCUCAGAGUGUCCCUGUCAUCACAACGGCAAGCUGUACUACGAGAAUGACACCAUCAUCAAGGACUGCAACACCUGCGUGUGUCGUGACCGACACUGGCAGUGUGGGAAGUCCCACUGCUCCGGGAGCUGCAUGGCUACGGGAGACCCCCACUACAUCACCUUUGACGGGAGAGCCUUCACCUUCCUGGGGGAUUGCGAGUAUGUCCUGGCACAAGAGAGCGCGGGCCUCUUCACCGUCACCGCAGAGAACGUGCCCUGCGGCACGAGCGGCGUGACCUGCACCAAGUCUGUCAUCGUGACUCUGGGGAACACCAUCAUACACAUGCUGAGGGGGAAAGCGGUGACUGUAAACGGAGUGGCUGUGAGACUUCCCAAGACCUACAGCGGGAGCGGACUGACGCUGGACAGAGCUGGGCUGUUCCUCACCCUCACUGCGAAACUGGGACUCACACUGCUGUGGGAUGGAGGUACCCGGUUGUACAUGAAGCUGGACCCCUCCUUCCAGGGCCGUGUGGGAGGGCUGUGUGGUAAUUUCGACGGGGACACGGAGAACGACUUCACCACGCGCCAGGGGAUCGUGGAGUCCACCUCUGACCUGUUUGGAAACUCGUGGCGGGUCAGCCAGUCCUGUCCCGAGGUUCAUAACUCUGAUCUUCAGCACCCCUGCACUGAACACCCCCACCGGGCCACGUGGGCUCGGAAACGCUGCAGCAUCAUCACACAGGACCUGUUCUCGCCCUGCCACCAGGAGGUGCCCUGUCAGCAGUUCUACGACUGGUGCGUCUUUGAUGCCUGUGGCUGUGACUCAGGAGGGGACUGUGAGUGUCUGUGCACUGCCAUCGCUGCUUACGCAGAGGAGUGCAACAAACGAGGGGUGUACACCCGCUGGAGGUCUCAGGAACUCUGCCCGAUGCAGUGUGACAAUGGCCUGGUUUAUGAAGCCUGUGGCCCUGCCUGCACCCAGACCUGUGAGAGCCUGAGAGGACGGCUUGAUCCACUCUGCAGUGCUCUGUCCUGUGUGGAGGGCUGCUUCUGUUCAGAAGGGACGGUCCUGCACGAGGGCAGCUGUAUCGACCCCGCCCAGUGUCCAUGUGAGUGGGAGGAGACGAUGUUCCCUCCAGGGGCCAUGGUCACCCAGGACUGCCAGAACUGUUCGUGCUCUGCAGGUGCCUGGCUGUGCUCGGGCCAGCCCUGUGUCCCACGGUCCCCUUGCCUGCAGUCAGAGUUCCAGUGUGUCUCGGGGCGCUGUGUCCCGUCUCACUGGGUGUGUGACAACGAGGACGACUGUGGGGACGGCUCGGACGAGGUCUGCACUGCCAGCUGCGGCCCGCAGCAGUUCAGCUGUGACAGCGGGCAGUGUGUGCCCUUGGGGUUCCGCUGUGACGGCCAGCCGGACUGCUCUGACCACUCUGAUGAGGCUCAUUGCCCGCUCACCCCCCUCUGCCCGCACGGGGAGUUCCGCUGUGCCAACGGGAGGUGCAUCUCCCAGACACGCAUGUGUGACGGAGAACUAGACUGCGGAUUUGCAGAUGACUCUGAUGAAGCAGACUGCACCUCGCUGUGUGGCAGCGCAGAGUUCCGGUGCUCGGUGGGCAGGUGCAUCUUGUAUCUGCACCGCUGUGACGGGCACGAUGACUGUGGGGAUCUCAGCGACGAGCGCGGCUGUGUGUGCGCGCCUGGGGAGUUCCAGUGUCCGGACCACCGCUGUCUGAGCCCAGAGAGGGUCUGCGAUGGGCAGAGAGACUGCAGCUCUGGGAUUGACGAGGCUGUCUGUCAGACUGGAGUUAUUGUGACCUGUGCCCCAGGGCAGCUUGUGUGUGGCGAUGGUUCCUGCCUUGGCAGAGAGAAGGCCUGUGACGGAGUGCCAGACUGCCAAGAUGGAGCAGAUGAGAGUGACUCUCACUGCCAUGGCGUUACCACGGAGCCUGUUGCUAUGACUACACCAGGUUCAAUUGGGUCCAUCCCACGCACUGGCCCCAGCACUGGCCCCUGCAGUGAAUACGAGUUCCAGUGCGUUAGUGGGGAGUGUAAGCCGCGGGCCUGGCUGUGUGACAGUGAGGCUGACUGCGUGGACGGCAGUGAUGAGCAGAGUUGUAACCGGACGUGCCGAGCCGAUGAGUACCUGUGCCAAGGCAGCGGGGAGUGUAUCCGUUACGAGCAGCUCUGCGACGGCACCCCACACUGUCGAGACCAUUCGGACGAGAGCUUGGACAACUGCGGUUCCACACAGAUCCCUCCAUGUCCUGGGAGUUUCACCUGCAACAACCGCGUGUGUGUGAACACCUCGCAAGUGUGCAACGGUGUGCCAGACUGCCCCCAGGGAGAGGACGAGUUAGCAUGUGAUGCAGGCACUGUCACUACUGUUUCCCCAGGAACCAAGAACACGUCCACCAGCCUCUGCCCGGAGUAUACCUGCGCUGAUGGCAGCUGCAUCACCUUCAAACAGGUGUGUAAUGGGGUGGCUGAGUGUGCUGGUGAACCCAUGGAUGAGCAGGGCUGUGGGGUGUGGGAGCCAUGGGGCCCUUGGGGUUCCUGCAGUGAGACGUGUGGGACUGGAUCUCAGAGCCGUCAGAGACACUGCAGCCAAGAAACACUGCUAAGACACUGCCGGGGAGAGGAGGCACAGAGACAACAGUGCUUCAACAUGGCUUGUGCUGUGGACGGGGCGUGGUCGCCCUGGACUACAUGGUCUAACUGCACACGGGACUGUAGCGGGGUGGUGAUUCGGCAUCGAGAUUGUAUCCCUCCACAGAACGGGGGCCGCCCGUGCAGCGCCCUGCCAGGAUCCUCUCCCUCAACCAUGGAGAUCAAGCCGUGUCACCUUGAAGGCUGUCCCAACAUCACUUCCUGUCCUGGAGACCUGGCGAUGAGGUCAUGUGCUCCCUGCCCUUUGACCUGCGGAGACCUGGCCAUGGCUGUUUCCUGUGAGAAGGAGAGGAGCUGUUUCUCAGGGUGCUGGUGCCCAGACGGUCUUGUGAUGGACUCUCGGCAGCGCUGUGUCCAGCCAGAGGACUGUCCCUGCGAGGUGGAUGGGGUGCGCUACUGGCCUGGGCAGCUGGUCAAGGUGAACUGCCAGAUCUGCACCUGCCGCAGAGGGAGGGUGGAGCAGUGUCGGCACAACCCUGAGUGCUCAGUGAACUGUGGCUGGUCGUCCUGGUCCUCGUGGGGUGAGUGCCUGGGUCCCUGUGGGGUUCAGAGUGUCCAGUGGUCCUUCCGCAGUCCCAACAACCCCAGCAAGCAUGGCAGCGGUAAGCAGUGCCGGGGCAUCUACCGCAAAGCAAGGAGGUGUCAGACGGAACCGUGUGAGGAGUGCGAGUUCCACGGAGAGGCCCACACUAUCGGGGACCGCUGGAAGCUUGGGCACUGCCAGGUGUGCCAGUGUCUCCCCAACCUGACAGUGCACUGCUCUCACUACUCUGAAUAUAAACUGUUCUUAUCAAUGUGUUUGAAUGUCUCCCUCCCUCUAUAUGUAUGUGUUGUGUUUCAGGGUCGGAUACUGGUUCCGGGAAAUGGAGAUUCUUGCUGUUACUGUGCAGAGAAAGGUGGAAAUGUCACUGGAUCCCCGACAGCAACUCCGGCAGCCUUAACCAUCGGCUCCAUCACCACAUGGUCCCCAGACUCUACAGAACCCCCAGGUGCCACUGGGCCUCCAGUAACCACAUAUCCCCUCAACCCUGGAGAUGAGUGCUACAGGCCGCUGGGGUUGCAGCAUACUCUCCCAGAUAGCAGCUUCACAGCCUCCUCUCAGCAGACGGACAACCCAGCGAGUGCGGGGCGGCUCAAUCACGUCAACCCACACGGGGACCUGCAGGGCUGGGGUCCCCACCCCGAGGAGUACCGCGAGCUGCUGAGUGAACCUCCCUUCCUGCAGAUCGACCUCCUGCAGCCACGCAACAUCACCGGUGUGGUGGUGCAGGGCGGUGGCGCCUUCGAUACCUAUGUCUCCAGCUUCUAUCUGCAGCUCAGUGCCGAUGGGAGGAGGUGGUACACUUACCAGGAGCUGCCUACUGACGCUCGUCCCCGGGCAAAGCUGUUCCAGGGAAACUCUGACGACUCCACGGCCGUUGAGAACAGACUCCAGAGGAUGGUGAGCGCUCACUACGUCCGGAUCCUUCCACACGACUUCCAAAACGGGAUCUACCUGAGGGCUGAGCUUCUUGGCUGUGGAGAGGGUACGGAUGUGUGGUUUUCGACUCCAUCUCCCUCAACGGCAGGGGGGCCCUGUCAGAGCGGAGAGUUCCACUGUCACAAUGACCACUGUGUGAGCGCGGGGCCUGGCGGUGCCGUGUGUAACGGGGUGAAUGACUGCGGGGAUAGCUCUGAUGAACUUUACUGCGGUACCUCUCCGUCCCCUGUAUCCCGAGACCAAUGGGGCUGCCUCAGCUCUCAGUUCCACUGCUCAAACCCAGGGCUCUGCAUCGACUCGAUGCGGCGCUGUGAUGGUAGAGAGGACUGUGCCGAUGGGGCGGAUGAGCUGAGCUGUGUCUCCUCUCAUCUGAGCACCCCAUCAACCAAAAGCACUGACAGACCUGGUGCUGGAGGGAGGACCCCCCAGACCCUCGACGUUCCCAGCAUGGCCCCCGUCACUCUCAGCGCCCAGCCUGGGGGAGGCGCGAUAACCCCCACAGUGACCAUGAGCUCUGGGACUGGAGUGAUACCUGAACCUAAAGGCCCCUGCAACUUUCCCCUUGGACUGGAGGACGGGAGAAUCCGCUACCAGCAGCUGAGCUCCUCGACACAUACGCACAACAACUCCCCCGAUGCAGGCAGGCUCAACAUCGUACCCAACAUCCUGAACAUGGAGCCUGGGUGGAGCCCCUUGCCAGACGACCCUCGCCCCUACUUCCAGGUGGAUUUCCUGCAGCCCACCUUCGUCUCAGGGAUCAUCUCACAGGGAACUGUGCGCGCCAGUGGCUACAUCAGCAAAUAUAGACUGGAGUACAGCCUAGAGGGAAAGGUCUUCCACAACUACACCGAGAGCAGAGAGAGGCCAGAGGAAGCCAAGGUGUUUGUGGUGAAUCUGGACAGCAACAUUCCUGUGAAGAGGACAUUGAAGUGGAUCAUCUUAGUUCGUUUCCUGCGUAUCUUCCCUGUGGAAUACCGGAACAACUUCUUCCUCCGAGUCGAGAUCCUGGGCUGCCCCUGGGAUGUGUCCACAUUGGCCAGUGGUACUGCGACGACCCCAACUGGCGGUCAUGUGACUCCCGGCGGAGGCAGCGGCUCGCAGUCGGAGGUGACGUCACAGCGAGUGAUCGUGACAGGAAGCGGCAUGACCAGGCCGACACGGUGCAUGCUGGGAGAGUUUGAGUGCGGGAGCGGGGAGUGUGUGAACGCCUCGACCGCGCUGUGUGACGGGCAGACUGACUGCAGAGACCACUCUGAUGAGAUGAGAUGUGGUACUGUUGCGCCAUUGACCCCUGCUGGACGGAGAGAGCACUACAGCGGUGCGACGAGAGCCCGACAGCACAUCCAGUCCACCACUGCCAUUGAAAGCAACGAAGCUAAGUCUGUCGAUGGGACAGUGACCCUGAUGCAACCCCCAGUGACACCGGCAAGCAGGAGAGAAUCAGGACACACCUCCCCUGGAGCAGUGUCAGUGUCAGGGCAGACCCCGGCAGAGGGAGGCAAUGAGGGCACGUCCUUGGGUGCCGGGAUACCAGGGGGCAGCCUGGUCACUGCUGGCCAGCCCGGGGUACUAGGAGGGGAGGGAAUCACAGGUCAACCUGGAGUCCGGCAGAACACUGGACCAACAAGCAGCCCAGGGCCAGUUUCUGCUGGCGUGGGGGUGAACACUCCCACAGGGAACCCAGGGCUAAUAACCGGCAGCCCCGGGAUUCACACUAAGGACCCCCAGUAUGGCCGGCCAGGUCUGGCCACCACGGAAGUCCCUGGAGAACCUGGGGUCCACAGGUUGACCACCUCUACUAGAUCCCCACAUGAGAGAGUGACUGGAGACACAGCGCUCAUCAAGGGGAGGACAACCACUCUGGGCCUGCUGUCCGCCUUCCCUCCCCCAGCCUCUGGCGUGACUGUCACCCAGGAAAUGUACAACGAGCUGGGGACCCGAGUGACUGGAAAUCCUGGAGUCAGGCCCCUGACCCCCGAUGCCAACAAGCCAGGCCUCAGAACCGUCUCGCCCGUACCUACCUCAGGGGCUACGAGGGGUCACGUGGAUGUGUGGAAAGAGCAGAGUGGAGCAACAGCAGAACCCACUCUGAGCAUGCCCACCACCUGGCAGGAUGUGCCGUUGCUUCCCAGGAGGCUGUGCAUGCAGGGCCAGUUCACCUGCAGGCUGUUCGGCUGUGUGGAUGCCAUGUUCGUGUGCGACGGGCAAAGAGACUGUCUGGAUGGGUCUGAUGAGGAACACUGUGGUGGUCUUUCCUCGUCUCCUGUCCCCACUGCCAAAAUUCCCCCUGGGAUACUGCCCACCCGUGAGUCCAGCCCCUGCUCCACUAAGCAGUUCCUGUGCUUGAGCGGGGAGUGCAUUCACCUAGACAGGAAGUGUGACCUGCAGAGUGACUGCCAGGAUGGCUCAGACGAACAGGGCUGUGUGGACUGCAUCGUGUCACCCUGGGGCCAGUGGAGCGAGUGCAGUCAGAGCUGUGGUCUGGGCUCUUUGUUCCGGCAGCGUGAGGUGCUGAGGGAGGCACAGCCAGGGGGAGUUUGUAACACAAUUCUGUUUGACAGCAGAGCCUGCUUCACACAGGCCUGUCCAGCGAGCGGUCAUUGGACGGAGUGGAGCGAGUGGUCAGCCUGCGAUGCAGAGUGCAGCGGAGGGGUGAGGUUGCGGGACAGGAGCUGCUCGAACCCACCCCCAAAGAACAGAGGCCUGGCGUGUGAGGGAGAGGCUGUCCAGACAGAGUUCUGCAACCUGCAGCCUUGCAACCACACCACUGCAACUGUUCAAGGCUGUGCUUCAGAUAUGGUAUAUGUGACAGAGGAAGACUGUGAAGCAGGCUCUUUGGAUCCCUGUCCCCUUUCCUGCAGGGACCUCAGUGCUGAAGCUAACUGCUCUGCACAGUGUGUGGCAGGGUGUCGUUGUCCUCCUGGCCUGUAUCUCCAGUGGGGGCACUGUGUCAAUGCCAGUCAAUGUCUCUGCUACUGGAACAAUGAGAUUCGGCAGCCGGGAGAGUCUUUCAGCAGGAGCAACUGCAGCCAAUGCAUGUGUCUUGAGGGGCAUGUCUCCUGUGAUGACUCGCAGUGCCCCGUGAACUGUGAUUGGUCAGCCUGGUCGCCAUGGACACCCUGUGACAGUAGGUGUGGUGUGGGAAUUCAGGAGCGCUACAGGUCUCCCUCAAACCCACCAGCUCUGAAUGGAGGCUCUCCCUGCUCUGGGGACUCGGUGGAGGCACGCGAGUGUCACAGCGACUGCCCGACAGGCUUGGAGUUGCCAGGACAGCAGUGGAGUGAGUGGACACCUUGGUCUCAGUGCAGUAAAAGCUGCUUCCUUCAUGUUGAUAACGUGGGUGUGAGGAGGAGGUUCAGAUCCUGUAACGAUACCACGGGCGAUGUCUGCUCCGGAGCGGCUGAGGAACAGGAGCUGUGUGCUACCCUGCCCUGCCCAGUGCCGGGAGGGUGGAGCGGCUGGUCUUCCUGGUCCAGCUGUACCUCUGAUUGCGACUCUGGGGUCCAGACCAGAAACAGGAGAUGCACUGCUCCCCUCCCUAAACACGGAGGGGUGGAUUGUCCUGGGCCACACAUCCAGACCAGAGACUGCAACACACAGCCCUGCCAAGAUGCCUGUCCGGACAACAUGGUUUAUCAGAGUGUGGAGGAGUGCCAGCGCUCAGGCGGGGGCUGUCCGAGGAUGUGUCUGGACCUCACUGCCAGCGUGGAAUGUGCCACGGCCUGCUACGAAGGCUGCUACUGCACAGAGGGGCUGUACCUGCAGAACGACUCCUGUGUGCCCCUCAACCAGUGCUGGUGUUACCAUCUGGGGCAGCUCCACCCUCCAGGCACCACUCUGCUAUGGGACUCAUGUAACAACUGCACAUGUUCUCAAGGCAAGAUGGUCUGUGGAACAAUACCUUGUCCAAUGGACUGUGGCUGGAGCACAUGGACUCAGUGGAGCUCCUGCAGUAAGACCUGUGACGUGGGCACCAGGAGGCGCUACCGCUCUGGAACCAAUCCACCAGCAGCGUUCGGGGGGCGGGAAUGCCCUGGCUCCAGUGUUGACAUGGACUUCUGUAGCCUGCAGUCCUGCAAGGGUGUGUGGAGUGAGUGGGCCUCCUGGUCUGAAUGCUCAGUUCCCUGUGGAGGUGGCUACAGGAAUCGAACCCGCGUCGGUACAGGCUCACGCAGCAGCGAAUACGCAAGCUGCAACGUGUUGCCCUGCGGUAACGUGUCCAGUUGCCCCAGUGACCGGCAGUGGAAGGCAUGUGCGGACUAUCAUGUGACCUGCACUGACCUCUCCCUGGACUCUGUGAACAAGACCUGCGAACCAGGCUGCUACUGCCCUGAGGGGACUCUACUGCAGAACGUGGAGUGUGUCCCUGUGUCCGAGUGCCAGUGUGUUGAGAAUGGGGAACAGUUUUCUCCAGGGGAUAUUGUGAGGAGGGACUGCAACAACUGUUCUUGUGUGGAUGGGAGGAUUACAAACUGCACUCAACUCAGCUGUGACGUGAAUGGCCAGUGGUCCGAAUGGACUCCGUGGAGCGAGUGUUCUGUCACCUGUGGGACUGGACUGCAGAAUCACUACCGGUUCUGUGCCAGCCCAGCUCGGUCAGGGAGCGGACUGCCCUGCAUCGGACCUGACAGGGAGGACCAGAUCUGCAACACUGCUCCCUGUGCACUAAGCGGAGGCUGGAGUGGGUGGAGUAACUGGACGGAGUGCACCAAGUCAUGUGGCGGGGGUGUUCGGAGCCGCAGUCGGGAGUGUGACAGCCCAACCCCUGGCGGAGAUGGGGAUUAUUGCGAGGGUCCCAGCUCUGAGGUCAGCUCCUGCCACUCACACGACUGCCCAGCGGUGGACUGUUCCUCCAUCGAUGGUUCUGUGUUCAGCAGCUGUGGCCCGUCCUGCCCUCGGUCCUGUGAUGACAUCUCGCAUUGUGUGUGGAGCUGUGAGCCGGGCUGUUACUGCAGUAGUGGGAAGGUGCUGAAUAAGAACGGGUCGGCCUGUGUGGAGCGGCAGGACUGCACCUGUCUGGACCUGCGCACAGGGGAGCGCUUCCUGCCAGGAGAGACCGUCCCGCGAGCCGACGGCUGCAACAACUGUACCUGUGUGAAGGGGAAGCUGGUCUGCACUAAUGUUCCCUGUGCCGUGUCCGGUGGCUGGUGCGAGUGGUCAGGCUGGACUCCAUGUUCCAGGACCUGUGGGAUGGAGAUGGUGACUCGCUAUCGGAGCUGCUCCUGCCCUGCACCCCAGAACAAAGGAGCGGAGUGUGAGGGGGUACAUGAACACCACGCGGACCUCGGGGUGCAGAUCGAGAGGAAACAGUGCCCCUCUGUCUCCUUCUGUCCAGUUCAUGGGUCCUGGAGUUCAUGGGGUCCGUGGUCCCUUUGUGAUGGCUGUGAGGGGACGUCUGUCCGGACUAGGGAGUGCAACAGCCCCCCCGCAAGGUUUGGAGGACUGCCCUGCCAUGGAGAGGUGCGACAGAGCCGAGGCUGCCAUGACAACGAAACUGUCUGCUCAGAGUGUGGAGGAGGACUGGAGGAGUUCCCUUGUGGGAAGCCUUGUCCUCGCUCCUGCAGUGAUUUCCAUAGUGACAUGGUGUGUGAGGACAGCGGCGAGUGCCAGCCCUCCUGCGGCUGCCCCGGACAGCAGGUCCUCCAGGAUGGGGAAUGCGUGUCUCCGUCUCAGUGCCGCUGCAAAUACCAGAACAACACAGCCGGCAUGCCUGAGACAGGGAAUGGUACCUGGGUGUGGCCGGGCUCCACGCUCUGGGAGUACAGCGAGCCAGGGGAGACCAUUCAUACCGCCUGCCAAAACUGUACCUGUGACAGUGGACACCUGCACUGCAAGGCCGACCCUGCCUGUCGACUGGACGGCAGCUGGAGUCCCUGGGGGGCAUGGUCUCCCUGCUCUGAGAGCUGUGGGAAUGGGACUCAGUACCGGUUCCGAGAGUGCAGUAACCCCACCCCUCAGAAUGGGGGGAGGGGCUGUCCAGGAGAGGUGGAGCAACAGAGGGACUGUAACUCCCAGCUCUGUGGAGAUUCCAGUCCUUGGUGGGAGUGGUCUCCGUGGCUGGAGUGCACUGUCACCUGCGGGGGAGGGGAGCAGAUUCGAACCCGCUCCUGCCGUUUCCCAGACUGCCCUGGGCUCUCCCAACAGAGCAAGAUGUGCAACACUCAAGUGUGCCUUGAGGUGGGCUGCCCUCCAGAUCGUCUGUACCGCGAGUGUCUCCUGGGUGAGGGGUGUCCCUACAGCUGUGCCCACGUGAGCGGACAGAUGGAGUGCUUCAGCGAGAGCUGUGAGGAGGGCUGCCACUGUCCUAUCGACACCUUCUUUCACAAUGGCUCCUGCAUUACGGAGUGCCCCUGUGUGCUGGACCAAGAGACCCUGCAGCAGAUGCAGAAUCACUCUGUGAAUGCUUCUGCCUCCCCGGCCCCUCUGACCGCUCAGGGGGCCGCAUUGACCCUCGGAGAUGAGCUUCCUCCAGGAGAGGCCCUCUAUCACGGGUGCAGCUCCUGUGUGUGUCAGCACAGCCGAUGGAACUGUUCCUUGUCCUCCUGUCCCCUGGACGGGGGCCUCUCUCCCUGGGGCCCUUGGGGACCCUGCUCCUUGACCUGUGGAGGCCUGGGCCACAGGACCCGCACUCGAGACUGCACCGAACCGGCACCGGUCCACGGGGGCAAGGACUGUGCCGGAGCGAGAGAGGAGGUGAUGUACUGCCAGACGCCUGACUGCCCAGCUGUCACACAUCCCACAGAGGAGCCCACUGGCCCAGAGCCCAGCGAUGGUUUCGGUCCCUGGACCAGUUGGAGCCCCUGCUCCCAGUCCUGCUCUGACACCAGGAACCCAGCCCUGAAGACUCGAACCCGGGUGUGCGAACGCAGAGAUAACUGCACUGGAGAGGGCUUCCAGGAGAGAGCCUGCAACUUGCAGCAGUGUGCCACCACCGGUGUUGAGGACUGUCAGGGCGAGGACUGUGCUAGUAGGAACUGCUCCUGGAACCCGUGGGCAGACUGGGGGGAGUGUUCCAGGUCCUGUGGUGUCGGGCAGCAGCAGCGCAUCAGGACCUUCCUCUCUCCUGGUGUCAAUGGGAGCUGGUGUGAUGACAUCCUGGGAGGAAACAUUGAGACAAGGUUCUGCAAUAUCCGUGCCUGCCGCGUUAAUGGUGGCUGGUCUCGUUGGAGCCCCUGGUCGUGGUGUGACAGGAAGUGUGGUGGUGGGAAGUCCAUUCGAACCCGAUCCUGCUCUAGCCCCCCACCCAAGAAUGGAGGCAACAACUGCGAGGGGGAGAAGAACCAAGUGAAAAUCUGCAACAGCAAACCCUGUGAUGGAGAGGGCUGCCCCUCUGGUCUUGAGUUUGUGGACUGUGCCAACCGCUGCCCGCGACACUGCUCGGACCUGCAGCAGGGCAUCACCUGCCAGGACAGCACAGAGUGCCAGCCAGGCUGCAGGUGCCCUGCAGGUUACCUAGAGCAGGAUGGCGCCUGUGUGCAGCCCUGGCAGUGUGAGUGUGCAGAUGCACUGGGGCACAGCUGGGCACCAGGAAGCUCCCUGGGGCAGGAUUGUAAUAACUGCACCUGUGCCGAGGGGCGUAUAUCUUGCACCAACCUGACCUGCUCCGCUGCCGACUGCGGCUGGAGCUCCUGGUCCACAUGGUCAAUCUGCAGUGUGUCCUGCGGAGCCGGCAGACGAACACGAUUCCGGUCCUCCACCUCAGGUUCGAAUGACAGGGAGUGCCAGAAGGAGCAGGCCCAGACAAGACCAUGUGACCCAGGACCCUGCCCACCCCUGUGUCUACAUGACAACCAGGAGCUCCUCCUGGGAGCCACCUGGCUGGUGGGAGAGUGUCAGCAGUGCAUCUGUACCCCGGAAGGAGUUUACUGUCAGGACAUUGAGUGCAGAGUGGACGGCGGCUGGACCCCGUGGUCGCUCUGGUCAGACUGUCCGGUCACCUGCGGAGGAGGAACGCAGAUCCGCACCAGAGCCUGCAUCAACCCUCCACCACGAAACCAUGGCUCUGCCUGCGAGGGGCCAGAGAGAGAAGCACAGGAGUGUGGGACCCAGCCCUGCCAAGAGGACCUUUGCCCCUGGUCACCCUGGUCUCCCUGCUCUCAGAGCUGUGGGACAGGCCUGGUCUCCAGGGAGAGGAGCUGCAGCUGUGAGGAAGGGGAUUCUGAAGAGAACACUUGCCCACCAGAGAGCCAGAGAGAGGAGACACAACCCUGCUACAACCAGCCCUGCCAAGACUGCCCUUUGAGUGCAUGGAGUGAGUGGACUGGCUGCUCCUGCACCUCCCAGCUGCAGCACCGCUACCGGACACCUCUUCCUCCCACCUACAAAGGGCAGCAUUGUGAGGGGCUGGAGACACAGUCCAGAGCCUGUCCAUCCGGAGACUGUGAGGACUGCGUCUCCCCGUUCCAAUUCAGUGAGUGUGGCUCCCCCUGUGAGAAGCUGUGCUCCACAGUGGAAGAGAAGGGUCACUGUGUCAGCCAGCAGGACUGUGUGCCGGGCUGUUACUGCCCUGAGGGUCUCCUGGCGCAGAACGACACAUGUGUCCCUGCAGCUCAGUGCGGCUGUCUUCACCUCCUGCACCCCGAGAACGGAGGGGCGCCCAUUGCAGUCAACGUCCAGCAGGGGGAAAUAGUGGUGUCUGGAUGCAGGAUCUGUGUGUGCCAGGAUGGAGAAAUGCAGUGUGACUUCGACAGCUGUGAAGUGACGCUGAGCGAGUGGUCGGAGUGGACUCCCUGCUCCCCUUGCCUCUCAUCGGAUGCUCUGGGCCGCAGUAUGGUGGCCCUGCUGCUUUCCAGGCCUGAGGACACUGAUAAAGGGACAGACACCUCUCUGGUAUCAGUGCAGCGGCGGUACCGAGCCUGUCUGGACCUGGACACUGGACUCCCUGUGAGUGAAGAGUUUGCACGCUGCGCUGGGGAGCUGGAGCAGGAAAGGCUGUGUCUUGACACCACGCUGUGCGAGGAUUUGUGCCAGUGGAGCCCCUGGAGCGUGUGCAGAGAGCCCUGCAGCGGGGGCUUCCAGCAGCGACAGAGACACCCGCAAAACACAAAGGUGGGGCACACCUGCCAGGGACCCCAAUUCCAGUCUCAGAGCUGCAACACCGCACUCUGCCCAGGAGAGCACUGCGAGGACCGUGGGAAGGCGUUCCUGGUGUCCUGUGCCAAUCAGUGCCCCCGGACAUGUGCAGACCUGUGGGAUCAUGUGCAGUGUCUGCAAGGAGCCUGUCGCCCAGGAUGCCGGUGUCCAGAGGGAUGGCUGUUGCAGGAUGCCUCCUGUGUGCCGGUGUCAGAGUGCCGCUGCGGGCUGCCCACCAUCAACGGGACCCUGGAGUUCCAACCAGGAGAGGACGUGCAGAUCGACUGCAAGAAUUGCACCUGUGUGAACGGUUCGUUCAGCUGCACUGAAGAGGAGUGUCCUUCCUACAGCCCCUGGAGCACGUGGAGCGAGUGCUCGGUGAACUGCGGAGCAGGGGAGUGGACGAGAAACAGGACCUGUAAGGAGACCCCGAGCAGCCAGCCCUGCACUGCUGAGACUGUCCAGCAAGAGGCAUGCCAGCUAGCAGCCUGUCCUGUGAGCUGUGUGGUGAGCGAAUGGUCAGCCUGGAGCAAGUGUAGUGCCACCUGUGGAGGAGGAGUGUCACUGCGCAAUAAAACUGUGCUCCAGCCAGCGGAGCACGGUGGCCAGGACUGUCCAACGCCACUGAUAAUGCAGAGAGCGUGCAACUCACACAACUGCACACCAGAGUGCCCAGGUACCCUGGUGUUCAGCAACUGUUCCAAUGCGUGCCCUCGCUCCUGCACUGACCUGCUUCAGGGUACAGAGUGUCUGCAGGAGCCAUGUGAGGAGGGCUGUGCCUGCCCAACUGGACAGGUGCUGCUGGAGGAGGAGUGUGUGUCCCCCGAGGAGUGUCCCUGUGCUGUGCUUGCCUUGUCACUCCCCUGGACCCUUAACAUGACUCUAGAGGAGAGGAGCAGGGCCUUCCCCCCAGGCACCACCAUCUACCAUCAGUGCAACAACUGUACUUGCCAGAGUGGCUCCUUCACUUGUUCAGAAGACCUCUGUGAUGUGGACUGCCAGUGGUCUGACUGGUCUGAAUGGACGCCGUGUUCCGUGAGCUGUGGGACUGGUGUCCUGCUGUCCAGCCGUGUCCAGACCCUGCAGCGCCAGUACAACGGGAAGGACUGUGAGGGGUCCAGCCAGCGCAGACAGCUCUGUGUGCUGCCAGACUGCGAGUGCCCACUGGGACAGCGUUGGAGAAGAGCCACAGAGGAAACGCCAGUGUGUGAACGGACCUGUCAAGAGAUGUACGACGACGCUCCCCAGAACUGCAGCACCCCCAGUGGCAGGGAGGGCUGUGUGUGUGAGGCAGGCUGGUACAGGAACAGCAACGGAGACUGUGUGACUGCAGCACACUGCGAGUGUGUCGACGGGGGACACAUUUACCAGGCUGGUCAGCAGUGGACAGACGGCUGUGGUAGGUGUCUCUGCGAGAAUGGGAGGAAGGUUUGUGAGGUCGGCUGUCCGCCCCUUGUCUGUGUUGAGGGGCAGGUGAAGGUCGAGGAGCCUGGCAGCUGUUGUCCUGUGUGUAGGAAGGAGUUUACAGGUUCAGGACAGCCCUCAUCGGCCUGCCAGCGCUACACUGAGAUCAAGAACAUCACCAAGGGAGACUGUCACCUUGACAACGUGGAAGUCAGCUACUGCAGUGGCCAUUGUCUGUCCAGGAUCCUCGUCAUCCUUGAGGAGCCAUACCUGCAGUCCCUGUGUGACUGCUGCAGUUAUCUCCUGGAUCCAGAGAGCCCUGUGCGUUUGCUGAGUCUGCAGUGUGAAAGUGGAGAGACAGAGUCCAUUGUACUGCCUGUGAUCCACAGCUGUGAGUGCAGCCGCUGCCAGGGAGGAGACUCUUCCAUGCGCUGAUGUUUCACGGAGGGGACGACAAAGAAAGCCUGUGCUUUGUAAACUCUCUGAGCUCCUCUGCUUUCCUGCUGAGAGGCCUGUCUGUCUGAGAAUAAGUGCGCAGUAGUCUGUGUAGUCAUUAUAUGACUGGACCUUGUUAUAGUAUUUUUUAAGAACCCUAGGAGAUGUCUAUCCUGUACAGUUUUGCAUUUCUAAUAAAUAUUAA
Molecule: messenger RNA, 18184 nt
Organism: Polyodon spathula (Mississippi paddlefish)
Lineage: Eukaryota; Metazoa; Chordata; Actinopteri; Acipenseriformes; Polyodontidae
Gene: sspo
Product: SCO-spondin
Exons: 114
Coding region: 37-17979 (5980 amino acids)
Cellular component (GO): extracellular matrix
Molecular function (GO): protein binding
Source: RefSeq, a predicted model, not a curated record